Messenger RNA from Sinocyclocheilus grahami, 1273 nucleotides. It is a transcript of the gene rbfox3b, whose product is annotated as RNA binding fox-1 homolog 3b. The transcript is spliced from 13 exons. Gene Ontology annotation, biological process: regulation of alternative mRNA splicing, via spliceosome; nervous system development. The record is from RefSeq and is a predicted model, not a curated record. Gene Ontology annotation, molecular function: mRNA binding. Gene Ontology annotation, cellular component: cytoplasm; nucleus. Lineage: Eukaryota; Metazoa; Chordata; Actinopteri; Cypriniformes; Cyprinidae. The coding region runs from base 125 to 1090 and encodes 321 amino acids.
GGUGAUCGACCAGGAUCAGGAACGGUGUGUGUGGAGCACAGAGACCUUCUUCAUAAAACUGCUCAGUUCAUGGAUAUUCCCCUCUGGGCAGGGUAAUCAGGAGGCCAGCAAUCCGGUGGACGCGAUGGCCCAGACUUACACCCCGCAGUUCGCGCAUCCCCCGCAGAACGGCAUCCCCGCUGAGUUCACCGCGCUUCCCACGCAAGACUACGCAGGACAGAACCGCGUCCCGGAUCACGGCCUGACCCUCUACACACCUGCACAGACCCACAGCGAUCUGGCCAACGCCGACAGCAACACGCCAGCCAUCAGCAGCAGCAGCAACACAGCACCGACGGAAGACGUGACGCAAACAGAAGUUUCCCAGCAGGUGCCGCAUUCAGAGUCCACGGAAAAACAGCAGCCCAAACGGUUACACGUCUCCAACAUCCCCUUCCGCUUCCGUGACCCGGAUUUACGGCAAAUGUUUGGGCAAUUUGGGAAGAUCUUAGACGUGGAGAUUAUCUUUAAUGAAAGAGGAUCAAAGGGCUUUGGCUUUGUAACUUUUGAAACAAGCACAGACGCAGAUCAUGCGCGGGAGAAACUAAACGGUACAAUCGUAGAAGGACGUAAAAUCGAGGUGAACAACGCCACGGCGAGAGUGAUGACGAAUAAGAAAGUAGUAAACCCGUACACAAACAGCUGGAAACUCAAUCCAGUGGUAGGAGCUGUUUACGGACCGGAGCUCUACGCAGUGACAGGUUUCCCGUAUCCCGCGGCAGGAGCGACGGUGGCAUACAGAGGCGCUCAUCUGCGGGGCAGAGGCCGGGCAGUUUACAACACCUUCCGUACGGCUCCUCCUCCUCCACCCAUCCCAGCGUACGGCGCGAUGGUGUAUCAGGACGGAUUCUACGGCGCGGAGAUCUACGGUGGAUAUGCAGCGUACAGAUAUACUCAGCCUGCAACGGCUACAGCGUACAGCGACAGUUAUGGGAGAGUCUAUGCAACUACUGACCCAUAUCACCACACCAUCGCCCCGGCAGCCACCUACAGCGUGGGGACCAUGGCGAACCUGUACAGAGGAGGCUACAGCCGCUUCACGCCCUACUAGAGAGACUAAACCACUGAUUACACAAACUAACACACAAAACCACUAGACUCGUUCUGCUACACGGAGUGUGAUUUCAAACUAAAAUGCUUCCAGGUCACCCAAUGACCUCAUCCCGACAUCAUUCUCUCAAGUGGACGUUGUGGAAAUCAGUGGGGAAAUCAGAAGAGCAGCUCAUAAAUGUGG